UUUCAGACAGCAUCAGAGCAACUGAAGAAGGCACAAGCUGAAAGGUUGUGCACAUUAUAUUUCUGUUUGAUAAUCAACAAGAACUAUAUGUACAGCAUGACUACUUAUAUAGUCAUACUAUAGGCAGGGGUGAAGAAAUGUUGACUCGGUUGAUCAGCCAGACAAAAUAUUUCUCUCGUCAAGCUCCGUUGGUGCAUUGCUCAGCAGGACUGUUUUCACUGGUCAGGCAUCAUUUUCCACUCAUCACAGACUAGUAGACUAGUGGAUUGCUGCAGCCCUCUUUAUAGGGACAGAACAACAGAAACCAGAGGGACAUGAUGGAGGGCUGAACAGGGACAGUUGCAAGGAAGCCCAGAGCCCAGGCCCCGGUGAGCUCUCCAGAGAAGUUUGGAUUUCUGAAGCAAACAGAGUUUCCACCAGCCAGCAGUAAGUGAAUUGCGAGCAAGGAAAGUGCAGUGAGAGACUUCAUCAGCUUCUGAUCCCAAUGGGGCUGCUUUGGCGGCAGCUUUCAGUCCUGGGGACAGCUGCCCUCUUGCUGGCUCACUGCUCUGGCUCCUCCUCACAUUCCUUAGGCCUUUUCUACACGUGGCUCUCUGAGCCCAACCAGGGGCUUCCUGAGUUCAUGGUUGGGCAGUUCGUGGAUGACCAGCCUGUCACUUACUAUGACAGCAGCACCAAGAGAGUGUUGGCCCGAGCACAGUGGAUGGAGAAGGCGGAGAAGGAAGAGGCCCAGUUAUGGGACUCAGAGUCCAAGGCCAUGCAGAACUUUGAGAAGAUAUUUGGAAGAAACCUGGCAGAGUGGCAGAAGAAUCCUAACCAGAGUGAGGGGCUUCACAUCUGGCAGGGCAUGCUUGGCUGUGGACUGCAUGAGGAUGGGCAGAAAUGGGGAUACUGGCAAUCCGGUUAUGACGGGCAGGACUUUAUCAGCUUUGACACAGAGAACAUCACCUGGACGGUAGACGGUGCUGCGGCCAAAAAGAUGAAGAGGAAAUGGGAUUCUUUGCUGAGAAUGACUCGGAACAUGAAGCGCUAUCUGGAGGGGCCCUGCACUCAAUGGCUGCAAAAAUUGGUGGGCUAUGGGAAUGACUCCCUGCUGAGGAGAGAGCGCCCAGUGGUGAAGGUGACACGCAAAGCAACUGUUGGUGGCCAGGACACCCUCUUCUGCCAGGCUUACGGCUUCUACCCCAAGGGGAUCAACAUCACCUGGAGGAAAGAUGGAGAGUUCUGGAAGAAGGGCAAGUUCUCUGUCAACCCCAACUCAGAUGGGACCUACCACAGCCGGACGAACAUUCCGAUUGAUCCCAAGGACAGGGGGCGCUACCUGUGUUCUGUGGAACAUGCCAGUCUGCCAGAACCCCACUUGAUUCCCUUGGAAGGGCCAGAUGUCACCACCUCCGUUCCUGCCACCACCCGAGUCCAGCCUCCUGAGGGCACCUGCCAGAAGGGCGAGUUUCACUGCUCCAACAACCAGUGCAUCCCCCGCACAUCCAAGUGUGAUGGCUGGUUCGACUGCUCUGAUCACAGCGAUGAGUCGGCUUAUGCUAAUUGUGGUAGAAGAUGAUGUAGCCCCUGAAGCAAGAGAAGGGACAAUCUAGGGGUUUAUCCCAGAUCACGGGGAAGAUAUGAAACACCAAGAGCUAUGGCACCAAGACCAAUUCUUUGGACAUUUCUUCGAUGGAGCAUCUCCAUGAGUAAUGCCUUCUUCCUCUUCAAACAGAUCUCCAUCUUUAUUACUUGCUCCCUUGUUUUUAAAACAUCUUUCUCCGUCUCCUCUGAGAGUAUCUUAGAGUUCUUCCAGUCAGUGGCCAACAUCCUGACUAAUUAUCUACUGGUGCAACAAACAGAUUGGCCUCGACAAGGGGCAUUAAGGGUUGAUUGAUUAAUUGAUUGAUUGAGUGCCGUCAAGUUGGUAUCGACUCUUAGCGACCACAUAGAUUCUCUCCAGGAUGAUCUUUCUUCAACUUGGCCUUUAAGGUCUCUCAGUGGUUCAUUCAUUGCUGUCAUAAUCGAGUCCAUCCACCUUGCUGCCUCUGGUCCUCUUCUUCUCUUUCCUUCAAUUUUCCCCAGCAUUAUGGACUUCUCAAUGAAAUCAAAGAACACAAGUCACACAAAAUGGAGGACAACAUCUAAAAUGGCUUCUCAAACCUUCGAACUGGCUUGAACAGGCUCGAACCAAAUCUGGUUCGAUUGGUUCGAACUCAGACCGGCACUGCCAAUGCACUGCCCUGUUUGACCGAGUUUGAACUGAACCAGCUCAAAUUCGAACCGGUUUGCACAUCCCUAAUGCCAGCCACUAUCACAGAUGAAAACAAGAUCAUAAUACUGCUUUUUGGCGUUUUCCUCAAAGAAGCACCCCAGCGCUGUUGUCUAAGCAUAGUUCUCAGACUGCAACACAAACAUGGGAAAUGGAAAAAAGAGUAGUGCUGCUUUCCCCCCUGACCUCCAAGGAAGGCCAGGUGUUCCUCAGGUUUAGCUGCUUUCUCUUCUGACCUUCAGAGGAAGAUGUUCCAUCUUCCGGAAGUAGGGGAUAUAUUUAAAAAGGGGUGGCCAAACUCAGCCUCUCCGGCUCGUGUUGGACUACAACUCCCAUUGGACCUGACCUCAGUCACUCAUGCGUUGGUAACAUCCAGAUUGGACUACUGCAAUGCGCUUUAUGUGGGGCUGCCCUUGAAGUUGGACCAUCCAGAAUGCGAGGAUGUUCGUGGGUGCCAUUCGCUUCAUGAGUGUCACACCCAUCCUGCAGCAGCUUCAUUGGUUACCAGUCCAUUUCCGGGCUAGAUUCAAGGUGCAGGUCUUGAUCCUUAAAACCCUACACGGCUUGGGGCCAGGGGUACAUCUCAGGCCUUGAGGGUACAUCUCAGGCCCUGCCACUAACAAACAUCUGCUUGGCAGGGGACUAGAGACAGGGCCUUUUUGGUGGUGCUUUGGAAUGCCCUCCCUGAAGAGUUUCGCCAUGCUUCCUCCCUGUGUUUUUAGAA
Molecule: messenger RNA, 2978 nt
Organism: Hemicordylus capensis (graceful crag lizard)
Lineage: Eukaryota; Metazoa; Chordata; Lepidosauria; Squamata; Cordylidae
Product: major histocompatibility complex class I-related gene protein-like
Exons: 7
Coding region: 485-1561 (358 amino acids)
Biological process (GO): immune response
Cellular component (GO): external side of plasma membrane
Molecular function (GO): protein binding
Source: RefSeq, a predicted model, not a curated record